Mercenaria mercenaria is the source of this 682-nucleotide messenger RNA. RefSeq lists its product as uncharacterized. The transcript is spliced from 7 exons. Bases 32 to 607 code for a protein of 191 amino acids. Lineage: Eukaryota; Metazoa; Mollusca; Bivalvia; Venerida; Veneridae. The record is from RefSeq and is a predicted model, not a curated record.
UUUAUAUUCACCAUCAAAAACAACUGCAACAAUGAAAUUUGCUCUAGUAGUGCUCGUCCUCAUUCCAAUGGCUUUGGCCGUUCCUGAUAAACGAUUCAUCCUCGACACAUUGUUAAACCUGGUGGACACUACUACAAUCAAAAAGGACCUUCAGAUAAUGUUAGAUACCAUUGGCAGUGACCCAACAGAACAACUCUGCGAACAAGAAUGCCACAACAUUGCGCAACAAGGACUCCUUGAUCAUGCCUGUCCCCUCCUUUGUCAUUCGUUCCAGGAACUUGUCCAUCACUUCAAUAUUGUAACAAUGAGGGUACUCUUCAUAGCUCUUAUUUUACCAGCUCUGGCAUGUGCUAUUCCGCAAAAGAGAUUCCUUUUGGACAGCCUGUUAAAGUUGUUUGACAAUACCACAAUCAAAGAUGAUCUAUGUAUAAUGAUAAAUACAAUUGGCAGUGACCCAACAGAACAGCUCUGUGAACAAGAAUGCCACAAGAUUGCGCUCCAAGGUCUCCUUGAUCAUGCCUGCCCCCUCCUCUGCCAUUCGUUCCAGGAACUUGUCCAUCACUUCAAUAUUGCACCAGGUACAUGUACAACUACACCCUCAACAUAGAAACAACACCUAUUACCUGCUUGAUGUUUGAAUAUACUGUUGCUUUAUGCUGCUUAAAUAAAAUCAUAUCAUAGA